Messenger RNA from Cheilinus undulatus (humphead wrasse), 1766 nucleotides. Its product is annotated as UPF0676 protein C1494.01-like. The transcript is spliced from 7 exons. The record is from RefSeq and is a predicted model, not a curated record. Lineage: Eukaryota; Metazoa; Chordata; Actinopteri; Labriformes; Labridae. Gene Ontology annotation, molecular function: dioxygenase activity. Bases 128 to 1066 code for a protein of 312 amino acids.
UGUCAGCAGAGAGAUCCCGAUCAGCCCAUCUGCAGGAUAACUUAGCCGAAAGGCUAGUCUGUUUGUUAAACUUCACUUCCCUGCAGAUUUUUGUGUGGAUUCGUUCAUUUUUUUUUAUCCUGUUAAAAUGAGCAUCCCCGUGGUGGACUUCGGAGCGUACAACAUCAACCAGAAAGAUGUUUCUGAUGAGCUUCUGCACGGUUUGAGCAAGGAGCUGAAAGCAGCUUUUACAGAAGUUGGGUUUGUUUUUCUCACCAACGCUGGGAUCACUCAAGAGGAGGUGGCCCAAGUACAAGACAUCGCCAUGAAAUUCUUCCUGCAGCCAGAGGAAAUGAAACAACCCUUCAAACAAAAGAGCUUUGAAAUCAGUCAGUACCACGGCUGGGUUUCUAUGGAUAGUGAAAGGUUGCAUCCGGACCGACCAGAAGACUUAAAGGAGGCAUACAACGUCUCGACACUUCAUCCUGACAUAAAAUGGCCAUCAGGUGCUGUGGAGUCGUUUCAGGAGAUCCAUACAUCUUUUUUCCUGCGCUGUAAAGAGCUGGGUCUGCGGGUGCUGAGGGUGAUCGCUCACAGUCUGGAUCUGGAUCCAGAAGUAUUCCUCAGCGCUCACCAUCUCGUAGGAAUGCGUGGAAACAACACCACCCUGCGCUCUCUAUACUACCCUCCAGUGAACAGUGUAAAGGUCAAGGAGAAUCAGCUGCGAUGUGGAGAGCAUUCAGACUUUGGCAGCAUCACCCUGCUGUUUCAGGGCUCUGAAGGACUGCAGGUUCUGAGUCGAUCAGGUGAAUUCAUCAAUGUUCCCUGUAUCCCCGGAGCCGUGCUCAUCAACAUUGCUGAUAUGAUGCAGCGCUGGACGAGUGAUCAGUAUAUCUCUGUGCUCCACAGAGUGUUGCUGCCCCCUGCUGGAGACUCCAGUACUCGUCAGUCUACUGCUUUCUUCCUCUAUCCAGAUGACGAGGCUGUGAUCACCUGCUACGACGGCUCCAACAAAUACCCACCUGUCACAGGAGCUGCCUAUGCUAUCGAAAAAUUCCACCAAAUUAAUGUAGCGACUGUGUAUUAAUGGACUGUGCCUUUAUCUCUCUUCUUUUUGUGCAAAAGUGAAGUCAAAAUACUCCCACACUGGGUGCUGAUAUAUUACCUUGGCAAAAUAACUUUGGACUGAGACAUGCUCAGACGGAAGCUGGUUGUUGGUAGCAUACAUCAAGCUCACCAGUAAAGUGACAAAAAUCCCUCCUCCCUGCUAAUCCAGCUGAGGAGACUGUGAGGAGCUUUGUUUUUGGCUUUGCUUCGAGGCAGCUGUUGCUCAGUCCAUUUUAAUAUACAGACUUUGGCUUAUGCACAUUGUUAAUUUUUGCACACACAUACACAUUUUUGCACCGUUAAUGUUCUGCUCUUAGUCAGUAAAGGUCUUGAGGUACCAAGUUGACCAAAAACCCUUCGAUAAAGUUUUUAAAAUGUUUCUAUUAUUAAAGUAACUCUUAAAAAUUCAGUGUAUGGUUAGCUGGAUCCCACAAUGUCCUCACCUUUGUAAGUCAAUGUCUAAAAGAGAUUGGGUUCCAAGAGAACCAAUGAGAAAAUGUUUGUACAUUCUCAUACCUCACUGUGAGGCAGCAAUAUACAGUAUGCAACCUAGAACAAAGGCCAGCUUCUCACUAGUUCCUUUGUACUGAUAAUAAACCUAAGACUUUCCAUGCACUGCAUUGAUUACAUUCCAACUAGUAACUCAAGAAGUGUGCUUUAAGAUUAAAUGCAAAGCAAUC